AUGCAACGGCACUUUUUGUACAUCCAAGUUUGUGGGAAGUUGCUAUUAGUUAUUUAAGCUAUUGCCCAACACAAGGAAGACAUUUCAUGUGUUCGCUGGUUGAGAGAGUUCCACUGACCACCUCAACGAAAGCUCUUAAACUGAUAAGACUCUGUCAACGCUACGAAAUGACAGAAGAAGCCCAGAGUAUCUGCCGUGUACUGGCCAGGAGGUGCUAUGGUGAUGGUAGGAUGGGAUCAGCUCUCACCUGGUGCAUUAAAGGACAGGAUGCUACCUUUGCUGCCUUCCUAGCUGAGAAGUAUUUUGAUUUUUAUGAAAGUAUUGGUGAAUUUGGUGACCUCAGUAUUCUUGAUUAUCUUGGUGAUGCUGUCCUCCUCAGCAACAGGCUUGCCUUCUUAAGUAAGUAUAGAGAUUUUCACAAACAAUAUUCUUUUGGUAAUUACGAGGCAGCUGGACAAUUACUAGUCAGCCUUCUAACAUCAGGAAUCACACUUAAAAAAUAUUGGUUGACACUAUUGACUGAUUCUAUUCCAUUACUCCAAAUACCUGACAAGUGUGUAUUCAGUUCAGCUGAUACAUAUGAAUUACUUCACAUACUACAAGAGAUUGACAACACCUCUUCAUACUCUGAUCAAAAAGACAUGAUAACAUCACAAGAUGAGUUCAGUAUCAACAAGAUAUCAUUACUAAGAUUAGCACUAGUGAGGAAUCUACAAUCAUCCCUUGUCCUCAGAGAAAGAAAGCACUAACAUUAAAGACAGCUCACACACAAAAUCAUGCAUUACUUUUGUAACAUUACAUAAAAGAAUUUAAUAUUCAGUCUGAUGGGAAGGGAAUGAAAAAACUUUAAAGUAUUUUUCAUACUAUCAGAAUCAAUCAUUAUCUCUUGAAUUAUAA
This is a messenger RNA of Amphimedon queenslandica, 897 nucleotides long. Its product is annotated as nuclear pore complex protein Nup85-like. The record is from RefSeq and is a predicted model, not a curated record. Gene Ontology annotation, biological process: protein import into nucleus; positive regulation of DNA-templated transcription; mRNA export from nucleus. Gene Ontology annotation, cellular component: nuclear pore outer ring. The transcript has 9 exons. Gene Ontology annotation, molecular function: structural constituent of nuclear pore. The coding region runs from base 87 to 749 and encodes 220 amino acids. NCBI's taxonomy places the organism in Eukaryota, Metazoa, Porifera, Demospongiae, Haplosclerida, Niphatidae.